Messenger RNA from Batrachochytrium dendrobatidis JAM81, 1061 nucleotides. RefSeq lists its product as uncharacterized. The transcript is spliced from 4 exons. Gene Ontology annotation, molecular function: mechanosensitive monoatomic ion channel activity. Gene Ontology annotation, biological process: monoatomic ion transport. Gene Ontology annotation, cellular component: membrane. The record is from RefSeq and is a predicted model, not a curated record. The coding region runs from base 84 to 1061 and encodes 325 amino acids. Lineage: Eukaryota; Fungi; Chytridiomycota; Chytridiomycetes; Rhizophydiales.
CUUGAUUAUCAACAGCCUACGAGUAGCCUUUUGUCGUAGUUGACCACACUACACCAUUGGGGAAGCGUAUACACAUUCUUGGUAUGGGAGACCAACUAACGCCUACAAGUGCCACAAGACUUACAAUACUACGGAGCAGCUCGUAUCCAGAGAUAUCUCAACAGGAGGGGUUUUGUGGUCGUUCGCUCAGUCCAUCUAGCAAAACACCUCUGUCCAUUCUCUCAUUAGAUAAAGUCAGCCACGGAGUUCAUGUCAGCAUCGACAUGCCUUUAGAUUCUCAUCUCAACUCUGAUAGCCAUCGCGAUAACUACCCUAGUGAUAAACACAAACAUAGAAGUCUAUCAGUAAGUCGUCAACAACUACGAGUUGUUAGCAGCAAAAUUGUUGGUGGGGCAAAAAAAAGCGUCAAAGCAGUUGAAUCGGUGUUUGACGACUUUGUAAGUUUCCUAAAUCGCGGCAAUGUCAUGGAUCUUGCUGUGGGUGUAAUCAUGGGAGGCGUGUUUACCGCAGUUGUUACUUCGUUUGUAGUGGAUCUGGUUACACCAAUUAUUGGACUAUUAACACAAAGCAAUCUUGAAAACACCUAUGUGAUACUAAGGUGUCCAGCCAAUGACACUCAAUGCAGCAACGCAGUCAGAUGGGGAACGCCAGUUCAAGCAAACAUUGCUGGAGCUGUAACUUGGAACUAUGGAAAAUUCAUUCAGACAUGUAUAAAUUUUCUAAUUACAUCUGCAAUCAUAUUUUUCAUGGUCAAGACUUAUCUUGUUGAUGGUGCUUUAGUUUAUACAGCAGCAUUUAGAAAAAGAAGAAAAGAAACCGUCAAAACAUGUCUAUUUUGUACCAAAAGUAUUCCCAAAAAAGCCCAACGGUGUCCCGAAUGUACAUCCACAUUAGAAACCCCUGAAGAUCAUACAGAUGAGCAUAUAUCAAAGCGACUCAAGAUCAUGGCAGCAAUCAAACAGUUUCAUCUACCUUUAUCGAAAACAGCAGCGUCAAUAUCACCCGAGGCUAAAAAACCUGCAUCAGGUUGGGAUCGUAUACUCAAAAAGCAAAUAAAAUAA